This is a messenger RNA of Ceratina calcarata, 1919 nucleotides long. Its product is annotated as pickpocket protein 28. Gene Ontology annotation, molecular function: ligand-gated sodium channel activity. The record is from RefSeq and is a predicted model, not a curated record. The coding region runs from base 49 to 1725 and encodes 558 amino acids. Lineage: Eukaryota; Metazoa; Arthropoda; Insecta; Hymenoptera; Apidae. The transcript has 12 exons. Gene Ontology annotation, cellular component: plasma membrane. Gene Ontology annotation, biological process: sodium ion transmembrane transport.
GUUUCGUUCGAGUCGGUUGAUUUUUAAACGAAACGAAGCGAAGAAGAAAUGAGAACAAACGGAUUACCUACAACAAAAUUGAGAUGCAAGAGUUGGGCAAACUUCGCGCAAACUUUGAAAAGAAUUUCGCGCGCUUAUUGCAAAAACACCGGGCUGCACGGAUUUCAAUAUAUCGUCAGAGGCGAGACUACCUUUGAGAGAAUCAUUUGGUUGAUGGUCUGCACAUCGUCAGUUUUCUUUUGCGUGACGCUAAUGUUGCGCCUAUGGCAAUAUUAUUCGGACAAUCCAAUAGUGACCACAAUUGACACGACGAAUCCUGUAAGCGAAUUGCAUUUCCCUGGAGUCACUAUAUGCAACAACAAUAAAGUGUUUAAACCUCACGCUGAUAACAUUGCUAAAGAAUUGCUGAUGAAGGGAUUCGAUAAUAGCAUGAGCAACAAGCUGUUCUCCUCCCUAAUGAAACUGAUACGGCCAGAUAGAAUGAAGAUCGAUAAUGGAACGGCAACGCGGGCUCUCGACAUACUCGGUUACACCGUCGAGAAACUUAUGUUUGAGUUGAUGCAACCUUGUAACUUACUCUUAGCAAGGUGCUCCUGGUUGGGCCAACUUUACGACUGCAGUAAAAUCUUCAAAACUGUAAAAUCGAACGAGGGAUUCUGUUGUGGAUUCAAUUAUCAUUUCGAUUUAUUCAACGAUUACAACAAAGAAUAUCCUUGGCUAAUUAAAGUAACGAACAAUUCACUGGAUCUGAAUUCUUCUGAACCAUUACCAGGCGUCGAAACGAUUCUGCAAGUGCCCGGAACCGGUCAUGACAUUGGCCUGGCGGUCGCGUUGAACGUUGACGUUAAAAAUUACAAAAGUUCUGUAAGACAAUUCGUGGGAGCGACGGUGUUGAUCCACGAUCCGUUAGAUUAUCCGGAUAUCGGGGCGCAAUCCGCCACUUUGCAACCGGGCCACGUAAUGUCGGUGACACUCGGCGGCACAAAAAUAAAGAGCUCGGAAAAUAUCCGGAGCAUACCAUUGCGGAAAAGGAUGUGUCUGUUCGACGACGAGACACCGGGAGAACGGAAGUACAGCUAUCGAACUUGCAUUUCAGAAUGUACGCAUCGAAAACUGUAUGGUUCUUGCGGGUGCUUGCCUUUCUUCUACCCAAAGGACCAUCCAAGCGAUCGCACUUGUUACUUGACUGACAUGGAUUGCAUUUUAACUCGUAUGAGGAGUUUAUCGAGGGAAGAAUUACGUGACUGUAAAUGCCUUCCGCAAUGUAACGACAAGAGCUACGAAAUGGUCUCUGAAUCGGUGGCAUUGAGCAACGUGGAAUUCGAGUCCGAACUAACACGUGGUUUAGAUGUGAAGCAGAUGUCAUUUCUGUACAUAUACUUCCGCGACGGAACGUUUCUCGAAUACCGCAAACGGACUAUCUUGGGAUGGGACAACCUCCUCGCCGCCUUCGGAGGUAUCUUCGGUCUCUGUCUCGGUGGCUCGGUGAUCAGCUUAGUCGAAUUUCUAUAUUACCUCGUAAAAGACUUCAUUUCCGUCCGUAAAGUGAAAAGAGAACAACGGAAUUUGCCAGCUGCCUCGAAAUUGUUCAUUUCCGUUCCCGCGAACAUGGACUUGGACAAAUACAGUAAAUCUAAUUUAUAUGGACGCACCCUGUUGGAAUGGGACCAUCCCCAGCCAGGUCGAAAAUGUCCUGAUUUGAAGCUUAACAUGUAUUAUGAAUAAUUAAAUUAAUGAUAAAAUAGUUCUUAAUCGGUUUAAUAACAUUAUUUUUCAUUACACUUGAUUGAUUGUCUUCUUAUAAAUACGUAAUCAAACGAUUGCACUGGAGAUAAAGAAAUUUGUUAGGAUGAUUAAUAACAGGUGGUACAAACGAAAGGGAAUAAUUCUGUAUUGAAAGAAACCGGACUUGUAUUAGA